CCAGAAGAAAUGUAUGAGCAAGCUGCUGGAAUACAGUGCAGAUGUCAACAUUUGUAAUAAUGAAGGCUUGACUGCGAUUCAUUGGUUGGCUGUCAAUGGACGAACAGAAUUACUUCAUGAUCUUGUUCAGCAUGUCACUAAUGUAGAUGUUGAAGAUGCAAUGGGACAGACAGCCCUUCAUGUGGCUUGCCAAAAUGGACAUAAGACAACGGUGCAGUGUUUGCUGGACAGCGGUGCGGAUAUAAACAGGCCGAAUGUGUCGGGGGCAACUCCGCUCUAUUUCGCUUGCAGCCAUGGUCAGAGAGACACUGCACAAAUUCUUUUGAUGAGAGGAGCCAAAUACUUACCAGAUAAGAAUGGUAUUACUCCACUGGAUCUCUGUGUACAGGGUGGAUAUGGAGAGACUUGUGAAGUCUUAAUACAAUAUCAUCCUCGACUUUUCCAGACAAUAAUUCAAAUGACGCAGAAUGAAGAUCUACGGGAAAACAUGUUGCGGCAAGUUCUGGAACACUUGUCUCAGCAAAGCGAAAGCCAGUAUCUUAAAAUCCUAACAAGUCUUGCUGAAGUUGCUACAACAAAUGGUCACAAACUGCUUAGCUUGUCAAGUAAUUAUGAAGCUCAAAUGAAGAGUCUCUUAAGGAUCGUGAGGAUAUUUUGCCAUGUCUUUCGCAUUGGCCCAUCCUCUCCCAGUAAUGGAAAUGACAUGGGCUACAAUGGAAAUAAAACUCCAAGAAGUCAGGUGUUCAAGGUCAGGAAAGUAUAUGAUGUUGUUAGGAAGAUAGACGUUAAAGAGAUGAAUUUCACAAAGCAUGCAUUCAUUAAUCAGACAUCUCAUGAACAGGAACCGCUGGAACUGCUCUGGCAUUCUCUGGAUGAAUGGCUCGUUCUUAUAGCCACCGAGCUGAUGAAAAACAAAAGGGACUCUGCCAACAUUACUUCUAUUUUACUGAAGCAAAAAGGACCAGAUCACCAGGAUGCUACUCCUACGCCUUCCUUUGCUGCUGCAAGAACGGAGGGCAGAGAAGAGCUACCCACUGGCACUGGCGAGUCGAAAACAUAUGAUGUUGCCGGGAAGCAGGAAGCUUGUGCUGAUUGCCAGGAUGUUAUCUCCAUGACAGCAAACAGGCUAAGUGCUGUCAUUCAAGCCUUUUAUAUGUGCUGCUCCUGUCAGAUGCCUCAGGGGAUGACAUCGCCUCGUUUUAUAGAAUUUGUCUGUAAACACGAUGAUGUCCUUAAGUGUUUUGUUAACAGAAAUCCCAAAAUAAUUUUUGAUCACUUUCAUUUUCUUCUUGAGUGUCCUGAACUAAUGUCCAGAUUUAUGCACAUCAUAAAAGCACAGCCAUUUAAAGAUCGCUGUGAGUGGUUCUAUGAACAUCUGCAUGCUGGGCAGCCGGAUUCAGACAUGGUGCACAGGCCUGUCAAUGAAAAUGACAUCCUUCUGGUUCACAGAGAUUCUAUUUUUAGGAGUAGCUGUGAAGUCGUGUCUAAAGCAAAUUGUGCAAAGCUAAAGCAGGGGAUUGCUGUGAGAUUUCAUGGAGAAGAAGGCAUGGGACAGGGUGUGGUGCGUGAGUGGUUCGAUAUUUUAUCCAGUGAAAUAGUUAACCCAGAUUAUGCCUUAUUUACCCAGUCAGCUGAUGGAACAACUUUCCAGCCCAACAGCAACUCUUCUGUAAAUCCAGAUCAUUUGAACUACUUCCGUUUUGCAGGCCAGAUCCUGGGGCUAGCUCUGAAUCACAGGCAGUUGGUGAACAUUUACUUCACAAGGUCAUUCUACAAACAUAUUCUUGGUAUACCUGUAAAUUAUCAGGAUGUAGCAUCUAUUGAUCCAGAGUAUGCAAAGAACUUGCAGUGGAUUUUAGAUAACGAUAUCAGUGAUCUGGGUUUGGAGCUGACCUUUUCUGUUGAAACUGAUGUGUUUGGAGCAAUGGAAGAAGUGCCAUUGAAGCCAGGGGGUGCAAGUAUACUUGUUACACAGGAAAACAAGGCUGAGUAUGUCCAGCUUGUCACAGAGCUUAGAAUGACACGAGCCAUUCAGCCUCAGAUAAAUGCCUUUUUACAAGGCUUCCAUACGUUCAUUCCACCGUCUUUGAUCCAGCUUUUUGAUGAAUACGAACUGGAGCUUUUGUUGUCUGGUAUGCCAGAAAUUGAUGUGAAUGAUUGGUUAAAAAAUACAGAAUAUACCAGUGGCUAUGAGAGAGGAGACCAAGUUAUACAGUGGUUCUGGGACGUUGUGGAAGAACUAUCUCAGGAAGAGAGAGUAUUGCUAUUACAGUUUGUUACUGGCAG
Tauraco erythrolophus (red-crested turaco) is the source of this 2286-nucleotide messenger RNA. Lineage: Eukaryota; Metazoa; Chordata; Aves; Musophagiformes; Musophagidae. The record is from RefSeq and is a predicted model, not a curated record.